GUUCACUCCCUAAAUGGCCACAACGGCCAGAGCUGUGCCAAUCCAAAGCCAGGAGCUACUUCCGGGUCUCCCACGUGGGUGCAGGGACCCAAGGAUUUGAGCCAUCCUCUCCUGUUUUCUGACACUCUUAAAUCUACAGCUGGACCCACCACACUCGACCCUCAGCACGAUCUCUGUGAUUUUAACCUUUUCCCUGGAAAAUCUGCUUGAUAGACCCAGCACAACUACUCUGUUUCCUGUCACAACAGUGCUUUCCCUGGGCACACAGAAUCCUCAUCCUUCUUGUGGGGCUGGCACGUGCCACACUUCCUACAGAAGGCACGGCGGGUUGUAGGCAUGUCCGCCGUGUUUGUUGGAGCACUGUCACCGUGGAAGAGGGUUUAGAAGAGAUCCUAACAUUGCUCAAGGCUACUCGUUUGCCAUAACGAGCUGCUUUACCUUACAUAUAAUAUCCUCCUGUAUGGGCUCCAACCAUUAGAGGAGCACAGCCUUGCCAUGAAGUGGAAGUGCCUCUUAAAGUUCCUUUUUUACUUUUUGCAAGAUUUAUUGAUUUGAAAAGCAAAGUUACACAGAGGGAGAGGUGCACACACACACCCACACACAGAGAGAGAAAGAAAGAGAGAGAGAGAGAGAGAGAGAGAGAGAGAGGUCUUUCCUGCACUGGUUCACUCCCCACAUGGCCACGAUGGCUGGAGCCAUGGCGAUCUGAGGCUAGGAGGCAGGUGCCUCUUCUUGGUCUCCCACGUGGGUGCAGGGGCCUAAGGACUUGAGGCAUCUUCUACUGCUUUCCCAGGCCAUAGCAGAAAGCUAUGAGCAGGAGUUCCUGACUCCUGGCCCUGGCCCUGGUUGCUGUGGUCAUUUGGGGAGUGAACCAGCAGAAAGAAGAUCUCUCUCUACCUUACCUCUCUCUGACAUUCUGCCUUUCAAAUCAAUAAAUAUAUGUAUAUCUAUUUAAUUGAUUGCAUUGUUUUAUCAGUCGAUCAUUUUGUAACAGUCUUGACCUUCAGGAAAAAUAUAUCACAAAGGGUUCACUUAAGUAUUUCAAAAGCACUUUCCAUCUGUGAAAAGAAAUCUGUUUUCCCCAUUUACUCCUGAAACAAAAUGAUUCGCGUGCAUUACAGGAAUUUCUCGUGGGAUUUGGAUGCGUUGGUUUUGGGGCGGGGUGGGGUGUAUCUUUGUGAGUUGAGGUUUCGUCAGAAUCUUCGAAGUCCCAGGAAAGCAUUCGUUCCAAAGUGAAGAAGCCAUCUUCGAAAUUCGAUUAGCGCUCUGUCAUUUCUUGUCUAAGAAUCUCUCCCAGUCGCUCGCACCCUGUAGACUUGUAGAAGUCUUUCCCCGCACACUGAGCCACCAAUCAGAGCCCCGGAUAUUGGUCGCACCCAUGAUUCCGCUGCGGGGCGGAGGCUCCAGGGGGCGGAGUUUGGCGUGACAUUUUGCGACUUCCAACACGGUUGGUGGAGCGCUGCUGCACAUCCGGAUCGGUAGCAGGAAGGCCGAAGGUUCCAAGGUGCGAGGCCCGACCCCGAGGUGGGCGUUGCUCCUCCAAAGCCAGACUGCAGCCCACCCGUCCGUCCGCGGCCACCUCACCCGUCCUCCGCAGACCGCCUCACCCGUCCGUCCGCCGCAGGCCGCCUCUCCUGACCCCGGGGCCUGACAGCGCCCGCAGGCCCGCGAAGCCCGCGAAGCCCGCGAAGCCCGCGAAGCCCGCGCCCGUCGCCCCUCGCGCCCUCUGCCAGGCCCCCGGAGCGCAGCCCGCAGCGCCGUCGACAUGAGGGGCGUCCGGCCCCGCAGCCCCAGCGCCUGCCCUGAGCCCGCGGGGCCCCCGCAGCCCGGAGCAGCCGGCCCUGCCAAGCGCCGCCGAGUGCAGGAGCCCGCGGCCGCCGAGCCCGGGCCCCAGCCCGGCCUCCCGGCCCCGCCCGCGGCCCCGCCCGCCUCGGCGCUCCCCUCCGUCGUGGUCGUGGUCCUGGCCGCCGGCUGCGCCCUGCAGCUGCCGCUGGACGACGUCGACCUGCUGCUGGAGCCCGCGCCCACGGCGGUCCUCAGCGUGUCUCUGCCCGGCCACACGCUGCUGCUGGUCCCCGAGGGCCUCCUGGAGGCCGCCGGCCAGGGCCCCUCGCCGGGCGGCCUGGCGCUGGCCGCUGUCCUGGACGCCGCGGCCGAGGCCGUCGUGGUACAGCAGCAGCAGCAGCAGCAGCAGCAGGGAUUGGUGUGCUCAGCCCCCACGGAGAUGGCCGGCCAGGCAGAGGCCUUUGAAGACGAAGACGACGCCGACCCCGAGCUCCUGGGGCUGGGCCGCGGGGCUCUGCCUGGGCGCUGCAAGGGGCUCCAGCCCCGGCUCGGCCUUCCACCUGGACUGGGAGCUGUGGCGGCCGCUCCCCGGCUCUCCGCUCCAGCCUCUCCCUGCGUCUCCCAGUCCAGGGCCCCCAGAGCCCCCGGGGCGCCCGCAGCGCCCUCCUCGGCCCGCCUGCAAGGCCCGGAGACGCCUGUUCCAGGAAUGAAGGAGCUGCCUCUGCACCCCGUCGCCACGCAGCUGACGCCCAGGUGA
Oryctolagus cuniculus (rabbit) is the source of this 2542-nucleotide messenger RNA. Lineage: Eukaryota; Metazoa; Chordata; Mammalia; Lagomorpha; Leporidae. The record is from RefSeq and is a predicted model, not a curated record.